Hevea brasiliensis (rubber tree) is the source of this 759-nucleotide messenger RNA. RefSeq lists its product as uncharacterized. The coding region runs from base 1 to 759 and encodes 252 amino acids. Lineage: Eukaryota; Viridiplantae; Streptophyta; Magnoliopsida; Malpighiales; Euphorbiaceae. The record is from RefSeq and is a predicted model, not a curated record. The transcript has a single exon.
AUGACUAGUCUUGAAGAUUUAUCCAGUAGUUGGAAAUCACUUCCUGAUCACGUCAAAGUAAAGUUUGAGAAAAAGUAUGGGAGGAUUGUAACUUUGAUACGGGUUAGAGUACAAGUUCCUGCAUUAAAAGCCAUACUAUCAACUUGGAAUCCCAGGUAUAGGGUGUUCUCCUUCAGCAAUAUUGAUACAAUUCCCAUUAUAGAGGAAUAUAAGGCACUACUAGAAAUCCCUUAUGUGGCGCAAAAUCAGAUUUAUCUACACCUUGAGCAUAGGCAGACUUGGAAACGGUUUGCGCAUAUACUUGGAAUCUCUGCAGAGGAAGCAAAGGCAAAGGAAACCGUCAAGGGAAGCACACAUGGGUGGUAUUGGACUUACAUCAAAAAGCAUUUGGAUUUGCAUAUUCAGGACAAGCAAUGGGAACAGGUUUCGUUGGCACUAGCUUUGGGAAUUUACAGCCUGAUCUUGUUUCCUGAGCCUUUGGGAGUUAUAACUUACAGCGUCACGGAGUUGUUUUGGGCGGUAGAGAAGCAAAAUGUCAACCCAAUACCUACCAUCCUCGCAGAGACCUUUUUGACUCUAACGUAUUGCCGACGACAGGGUAAGGGAACCAUCAAGUGUUGUUCCCAAUUGCUACAUCUUUGGAUCCUCAGCCAUAUCUGUCCUCUGGAAACUAAGGGAUUAACCUGGUAUCCCGACCAGCCUCUCAUCGAAAAGAUGACUAAAUUGGCAAUAAGUCCAAAGAAUGAACUACAAUGGUGA